UCAUCACGGAAGUGUGCUGAUAGUGAGAAUGAUGCGCUGAUUCUGUGUCACAUGCAACGGAACUGGAUACAUGUUGACUGCAGAAUCAACAACUGAAUAACAACCCAAAGCAAAAGCUUCCCCAUUAUUUGUUCUGUGGCUGAUUUAUUUCAUAUGACUUUAUUUAUCUAAUCAUUCUUUGGACAAACUGGAAAGGGAGUCCAAUCUAACCUGAAACCAUAGUGGUGUGCUCCCACUGUAUGUAGGUAUGCCGAGUGGCGUGGACUACAGCGAGCUGGGCGGAAGUCUUCCUGCCAUUGCCUCUCUGAAUGCGUCGUAUUCCCAAGCGUCUCUGUCCCUGCCCUCCCCGUAUUACCGCCCGUUACCCCCAGGAGAGAGGAAAGCCUUCUCUGAUGUACGCCGAACAUUCUGCCUCUUUGUUACGUUCGAUCUCCUCUUCAUCACUUUGCUUUGGAUCAUUGAAUUAAAUAUCAAUACGAGUAUAUGGACUAGUCUUGAAAAAGAGGUCGUUAACUAUAACUUCAAGUCAUCUUUCUUUGAUAUCUUUGUUUUAGCUGUGUUCAGGUUUCUGUGUUUGCAGCUUGGUUAUGCCGCAUUUCGACUGAGACACUGGUGGGUUAUUGCGAUCACAACUCUGGUGACCACCGCCUUUCUCAUUGCAAAAGUCAUCUUGUCAGAUUUGUUUAAUCAGAAUGCAUUUGGCUAUGUUCUUCCCAUCACCUCGUUUGUGGUGGCGUGGUUGGAAACCUGGUUCCUGGAUUUCAAAGUCCUCACACAGGAAGCAGAGGAUGAGAGAGUGUAUCUGGCAGCAGUUAAUGCAGCAUGUGAGCGGGCACCCAUGAUAUGCCCCAGAGCUGUGUCUGAUGGCCAGUUUUACUCUCCACCAGAGUCACUGGCAGGUUCUGAAGAAGACCUUGAUGAAGAGGGUAUGGGCAGGAGAGCAGUAACAGAACAAGAAAAAGAGUUUGUAAGACAGGGACGGGAGGCGAUGGCAGUGGUUGAACAGAUAUUGACACAAGAAGAGAACUGGAAGUUGGAGAAGAGUAGUGAUGUUGGGGAUGCAGUAUAUACACUGGAAAUCCCGUUCCAUGGAAAGACAUUUAUUUUAAAGGCACUCUUGCAGUGUACAGCAGAGCUGGUGUAUCAGGAGGUCAUUCUGCAGCCAGAGAAGAUGGUACAGUGGAACAGGACAGUGUCUGUCUGUCAGAUUUUGCAGAGAGUGGAUGAUAACACGCUGGUGUCAUAUGAUGUGUCUGCUGGAGCAGCUGGAGGUGUCGUAUCUCCCAGGGACUUUGUGAAUGUUCGUCGGGUGGAGCGCAGGCGAGACUGCUACAUCUCUGCAGGAAUGGCGACCAGUCACGGCUGCAAACCACCUCACAGUCGCUACGUCAGAGGGGAGAAUGGUCCUGGUGGAUUUGUUGUGUUAAAAUCCAGCAGUAAUCCUUCAGUUUGUACCUUCAUCUGGGUGCUUAAUACAGACCUCAAGGGUCGCCUCCCCCGUUAUCUCAUCCACCAAUCACUGGCGGCCACCAUGUUUGAGUUCAUGUCUCAUCUCAGGCAGCGCAUAAAUGAAGUCCACGUCUCCUACCGGUGAUCUUAGACAUUUUAUCCAACUUCAAAAUGACACAUCACUGUGCCAUAGUUCAUUGUUCUGUAAACUACAGUUGCUAUGAGCAGAUACAAUGCUAUUUGGAGGUUGUUACGGGCAUCUACAAAACAUUUGGCUGAACUUUGUACGGAAGCACGUUGUGUCGAAUCUCUGUAAUAUUGCAGCACAUGGACAUGAUUUCAGAGCAUACUGUCAAACUCUACAUGACGAGAGGGCAUUGGUUUGAGACCCGGCAUCUACAGGAAGUUGUUGGAGAGCUUCACUUGUGCAGUUUGUGGUAUGUAAAAGGUCUUAAGAAAUAGCUAUAUUAAUCAGUUGUGCCUAAAACCACUGUUUCUGUCGUGGCAAAGUUUCUAAAUGAAAUUCCGAGCCAAUCAUGCUGCGAUUUUUCUUUCUGUUUUUACUUCAGCCUUAAUCAAAUGUGCACACAUAUUAAUACUAUUAAUAAUGAUUGUUUUUUAGUUCUUGUAAUGGUUUGUAAUGAGCUCUUGUUGCCAAAACAUUGAUGCUGUAUUAGUUUAUUAUAAUUUAUAUGUAAUGUAUGUACAUGGCAGCACCUUUCCUGUGAAGGUUAUCAAAACACUGAUCUAAGUCUAAUCGGGUGAAUCUUACGAAACCUGUCAAGAACAUGUCCGGGUCAUAUUUCACCUCAAAAUCAUAAGAAGGAAAACGAUUAUGCCUAUUGCUUAAAGAUGAAGCUUAUUUAAGAACUGUUAAGAUAUGUUGCAUUGUGACAUCAUUUUCAUGGCAAUUUAAGUACAUUUUAUAUGACAGUUCUCAUUACCGUAAUGCAAAAGAAAGAUCUCAUUCUCACUAUUAUAAUGCGAAAACAUAUUAUAUUAUUUUCAUUGUAAAGUAUUAAAACAUGAUGCAUUACAGUGAUUUGACUUUUGGGGAUAAAUGUGCUUAAUUGCAUUGAAAAUAAUGUCACAAUGCAAACAUUUUUAAUGAUCCUAACAAUAUGCUGCAUGUAUAUAUACUUAUACUUUUUUUUUUUUUUUUUUUUUUUUUUUUUUUUUGCUGCAGUGAAAUAUGACCUGGGCAUGUUUUUGUGAGACCCACUAAUGCUUACAGUUAAGAGUAUGAUUAUGAAGAAAUGUCUUUAAUCAUUAUGUCUGAAAUAUUUGUUGUUGACACUGUUGUUCAGAAUAUCUGCAUAAACAAAUGUGCUGCAAUAAGAAAACCUUAGAAACAAACGUCUGUGCUGGUUUUAUUUUUUUCUGAAAAAAAGGUGCAGUGCAGCUCAAACUAUAAGAAACAGGCCCUUGUUAAAAGUUUGUAUUAUUUGAUGAUAUUUCUCCUCUUUCUGGCAAAUGUGUGAGUGUACAACUAAUAAAAUAUUGCUAAAGAGCAUUACUGUCAAUAUUUUAUUAGUUGUACACUCACACAUUUGCCACAUACCCACAUAUUGUUAGAGGAAAUAACAGUCUAUAGUCGUAAAAUGAAACAGGAAACCAAUAUAAAGCUGAUGAUUAGUACUUUUAUUCACUAAUAUAAUGUGAAUGUGUCCUUCCAAUAGCCUUGAAGAGAUUUAAAAAAAAAAUCCUGUUUGCCACUGUUUAAUAGAGAGAAAAAAGCACUCUGAUAUUACAGGGUAUUUGCCUUCUCUUACAGGAAGAACACAUUACAAAUAUAUAGGUCGAUUUAUCCGUAAUGUAGUGAAUAAUUUUGUCGCUCAUGCCAUUUUUUUUAAAUAGUAUUUUGUAUUGCAUCCCUGAUGAUUUGUUUUAAUGUGCCUUUGUUACACUGAAUUCACAGGUUCAGAAUUAUUCAUUUAGUUUUCCUUAUCUAGAUGUUUUUGUACACCUUUAUGACUAUAACCACAUUUGCUCAUUUCUUUUUGCAUAGCCUUAUGAAGUUCACUUGAAUUUACUAUCAGUUCGGGUUCUGUACGAAUGUGUUAUUUUUAUACUGAUUUACAGGAAGGUAAUGUAUAUACUUUUGUCAUGUAAUUAAAAAAAAUCACAAUACUGUUUUUAAAUGAUAAUUCAACAUAAUAAAACUAACAAACAAUUUAUACAGGA
Messenger RNA from Myxocyprinus asiaticus (Chinese sucker), 3633 nucleotides. Its product is annotated as stAR-related lipid transfer protein 3. Lineage: Eukaryota; Metazoa; Chordata; Actinopteri; Cypriniformes; Catostomidae. The transcript is spliced from 16 exons. Gene Ontology annotation, cellular component: late endosome. Bases 248 to 1594 code for a protein of 448 amino acids. Gene Ontology annotation, molecular function: cholesterol transfer activity; cholesterol binding. The record is from RefSeq and is a predicted model, not a curated record.